CCGCCAGGGACUUCUCUGCGCCUGCGCGAAGGGGCCUGGCUCCUCUCGCUCGCCAUGGCCGCGGUGGAGGCCUCUCGUAAGCGCCGCUCCAAGGCGCCUUUCUUCCCGGCGACCAAGCGGGCCCGGCCGGGCGGCUCUGGGCAGCUGGAGCCCGGCAUGCGGGGCAUCCUCAUCACUUGCAACAUGAACGAGCGCAAGUGCGUGGCCGAGGCCUACAGCCUGCUGGGCGAGUACGGCGAGCAGCUCUACGGGCCCGAGCAGUUCACAGAUCAAGAAGAAAGCAGAGUGUCAGGAAACGAAGAGGAGGAGGAGGAGGAAGCUGACGAAGACGAUGAUGCUGAAGCUGCUUUGAAAAAGGAGGUUGAUCAGAUCCGUACUUCAACAGAGCAGAAGAGGCGGCGGUUCCAGUCCGUGGAGAGUGGUGCCAAUAAUGUGGUUUUUAUUAGAACACUGGGUGUAGAACCUGAAAAGCUGGUGCACCACAUCCUGAAGGACAUGCAUGCCACCAAAAAGAAGAAAACCAGAGUCAUCCUACGCAUGCUGCCUGUUUCGGGCACCUGUAAAGCCUUUGUCGAUGACAUGAAACAGUACUCAGAGACCUUUUUUGAGCCUUGGUUUAAAAGUCCCCAGAAAGGCACUUUUCAAAUUGUUUAUAAGGCUCGAAACAACAGCCACCUCAGCAGAGAAAAAGUGAUCACUGAACUGGCAGGAGUGGUGGGCCAUCUCAAUCCAGAGAACAAAGUCGAUCUGAAUAACCCCGAAUUCACUAUCGUCGUGGAGAUCAUCAAAAACAUCUGUUGUUUGAGUGUGGUGAAGGACUAUGUGCUUUUCAGGAAGUACAACCUCCAGGAGGUGGUGAAAAGUGGCAAAACGGAUUGUCAGGGAGAUGCGUCAAAAGCAUCACCAGAAGGCAAUUCGAAAGGAGACAAAGCAGUGGUGGAGAACGUGGGAAGUCAAGACCAGCCUGAAGAUAAGUUUGAGGAAAAAGCCAAUGACAACCAUGAGGAUUAGGACUAUUAAUGAGUUGCUGGAUAGAGACUAUGGAGGAUGAUUCAUUUUUAUUUUGGUAGUUUGGCAUUUUUAAAAUGAAAAAACAGCUCUGGUUUUGGUGUUAAAAUCAAUGGUUCCCCAAAUAUUCUUGAACUUGGAACGGACAGGUUGGGAGCUGCUGGUCAAAGCCAAAUUGGGGUGUGACCGUCAGGACCAUUCCUAGAUACAAGAAUAUCCUUUUCCUCUUGUGCACCCUCUAUAUUUGCUUCCUAGCCCAAGGGAACUAUACCUUGCUGUGCCGUUCAAAUUGUGUGAGCAGUGGUUCCCGCAGAGCAUAAUUGUGUGGCUUGUUUCCAAAAGGUACCAAACCCGUCUGAACAGAUUUUACAGGAAUCAGAAAAAAAUGUGCUGAGGAUAUUCGUUCUUUUGCUAUAAAAUGCAGUUUCCUGAAUACUGUACUGAAGUGAUUUGAUACAUUUUUAUAGUUUUGAUCUGUACAUAAUAUUCUACUCCUAGCCAACAGUAUGCUGCCAUCUAUAAUGCGUUCUUCAAUUUGUUUGAAUUUGGUAACUUUUGGAAACAAAUUCCAGUUAAUUUCUAACCAGGACUGAAAGCCAUGGUUUGAAAUCGGUUUCCAGUUCUAUGGGAAAGCAGCUGAAGCUUAUAGAGGUGGUUCAAAAUAUAACUCCAGCAUCCAGAUCCUAACUUAUCCAUGAGAGCUGAACCCAGCUGUAGAUGCAUUUUAGCAAAAGUUAGUCAAAUUUUGAUCCCCUGGUUGUGUAGAUACUGGAGUGUGUUUGAUUACAGUGAGACUUUUGCUGGAUCCUCCCUAUAUGAUGAACAAAACCAUAUGCUACUGUUAAUGUUGAUAUCUGGGUGUACAUCAACAGCUGUUCCAUAGUUGCUAAGACUCUGUGGCAGCCUUUGUUGCCUCACUUGGUAGCAGUUGAUGUCACUGUAGAAACCAGAUGGAAUACACUUUUGGAUUCUGGGGCUUUGAUACUUGACCCAAUGAUCCAGCAUAAGUCUUACCAGUUUGGGCCAACCUAGCAUCGGAAUAGCAACCGAUCUAAACUUCACCUUUCUAAGCUGUUGCAAAUUCAGAGACUCAGAACAAGGAUCUCAUAAACCUGAUCCUAAAUGAAAAAGCAAUUUAAAAUGUGUAUAUGUGGAACAGGUGUUUUCCUGAAUGUUUUAUUUAAAAUUUGCAUAAAGUUUUAUAUUAAAAGUCUUCUUGAGAACAAUA
Messenger RNA from Anolis carolinensis (green anole), 2236 nucleotides. RefSeq names its product THUMP domain containing 1 (gene thumpd1). The transcript is spliced from 4 exons. Gene Ontology annotation, molecular function: RNA binding. Gene Ontology annotation, biological process: tRNA modification. NCBI's taxonomy places the organism in Eukaryota, Metazoa, Chordata, Lepidosauria, Squamata, Anolidae. The record is from RefSeq and is a predicted model, not a curated record. The coding region runs from base 55 to 1011 and encodes 318 amino acids.